Molecule: messenger RNA, 3397 nt
Organism: Stegastes partitus (bicolor damselfish)
Lineage: Eukaryota; Metazoa; Chordata; Actinopteri; Pomacentridae
Product: putative all-trans-retinol 13,14-reductase
Exons: 12
Coding region: 133-1965 (610 amino acids)
Molecular function (GO): oxidoreductase activity
Source: RefSeq, a predicted model, not a curated record
CCUUUUACCCACUUUUCUUUUGAUCCUUCACUCCUGCUUGGAUUUGUGUGUUCUUGAGUUUCCCUUCCUACUUUGUCCUCCCUCCUGCUGUUGCCGCUCUUGUAUAAAGUAGAUCCAAAGCUCUCUUCUGCUAUGUGGUGGUGGCUGCUUGGGAUAUUGAGCUGUUUGGCGUUGGUGGGGAUCAUCACCUUCUUCCUGGUCACCGGGAAACGCUACAAGGUGUUCAGCGAGAAGUGCCUAAGGCCACCGGGACCCCUGGUCACUGACAGCAAGCAGAGGGAUGCCAGGCUGAAGACAGGGUUUCGAGUGGACCGUGUUCCCGCUGCUCUGGAUGCGGUGGUGAUUGGCAGCGGCGUGGGAGGUUUGACAGCGGCAGCGCUUUUGUCCAAAGCUGGGAAGAAGGUUGUAGUUCUUGAGCAACAUGAUCAGGCUGGAGGCUGCACACACACCUUUGAGAACAAGGGGUUUGAGUUUGAUGUGGGUAUCCACUACCUGGGCCAGCUUCAUGAGAACAGCAUGUUGAAAAUUGCUUUGGAUCAGAUCACAGAUGGACAGCUUAUGUUCACAAGGCUGGAGAAGCACUUUGAUACGCUGGUCCUGGGUCAGCCUGACCAGCGCAGGGAGUACCAUAUCCAUGCAGGGAAGACUGAGAUGGCAGCGAGCCUGAAGAAGCAGUUCCCAGGAGAAGAGGAGGCCAUUGAUGAGUUCAUGAGACUGAUGAAGCUAGCCUCACGGAGGACACCCCUCAUCGCCACCUUGAAGAUCGUACCAUACUGGCUGGCUAACUUCCUCAUUCGGACUGGCCUCUUGGAUCGCAUAUCUUCAGUGUUUCGCCUAGCAACAACCAACCAUUCAGAAAUAAUGUCCCGCCUCACGCAAAACAAGGACCUGCAGGCUCUGUCUGCCUACCUGUUCUACGGUGUUCCUCCUAAAGAGUCCAGCUUUCUCAUCAACGCUCUCCUCCUUCACCACUACAAGCGUGGUGCGUACUACCCACGAGGGGGCGCCAGUGAGUUUGCCUUUCACAUCAUCCCGGUUAUUCAGCAGUCAGGAGGCGCAGUGCUAGUCAGGGCUCCUGUACAACGCAUCCUCCUCGACCAGCAGGGGAAGGCCUGUGGUGUUACGGUGCUUAAAGGACAAGAAGAAAUUGAGGUCCGUGCCCCAGUUGUUAUUUCCAAUGCUGGAAUCUUCAACACCUUCCAGAAGUUUCUACCUAAGCAGAUACAGGACCAACCAGAGGUCAGUUCGUUGUUGGGUAUGGUACGUCACGGAAUGGGUUCCUUCUUGACUUUCGUCGGGUUGGAUGGAACCAAAGAGGAGCUGGGCAUCGUUUCCACCAACUUCUGGAUGUAUAAAGACAAUGACUUGGACUCGCUUAUGGAGAAAUACUCAUCUCUGAGCAAAGACCAGGUAUUGGGGAACAUACCCAUGAUGUUCAUCACUUUCCCAUCUGCUAAAGACCCUACGUCCAACAUCAGACACCCAGGGAAGUCCUGUAUGACGUUGCUAACGAUGGCUCGCUACGAGUGGUUCGAAGAAUGGGAGGGGACAAAGCUUGGCAAGAGGGGACAGGACUACGUGGAUAUGAAAAACGGCAUGGCCCAGGAGCUGCUGGAGUGGGCGCUAACCAUCUUCCCUCAGCUUCGAGACAAGGUGGUGAUGGUAGAUGCUGCCACCCCUCUAACGAACGUCCACUAUCUGGGCGCUCCAAGAGGUGAGAUGUACGGAGCUGAACACAACUUGGAGCGCUUCAGCCCGGAAGUGGUCGCCAAAACACGAGCAGAGACUCCGAUCAGCGGGCUCUACCUAACAGGUCAAGACGUCUUCUGUAACGGCAUGGCUGGAGCUCUGCACGGCGGGCUGCUCUGUGCCUCGGCUGUCCUCAAUCAGAUCCUCUACAUUGACCUUCUGGCCCUGAAGACCCGCCUCAAACACAAACAGACCAAUCACAGCCUGAACUGGUAGCGGCAGGGUAGCAGUGGAGGCCAACUGCAUGUAACUGUCUCAGUAUUUUCACCUUGCUUCUGUAUUUGUUUUCUCACUGUCGCAGAUUCUUUCAAAAUGCUAUACGUGUUGCAGAACUGUGUUGAUUGGACAAAGCAGAUUUUGGGAUGGACACUUGCAGUUAUUAUUGGCAUUUUACGAUCCAAGAGUUGGAUUUAUCACUGGUUGUCGUACUUCUUCAUAACCCUCUGCUUUACAUAUUACAGAAUACUCCACACUGCGUUGUUUUUAAUGGUUGCAUUCGUCCGGCUUAGCACAAACUCUUGCUCUUUGUACAACCCUAGAAAACUAAUUUCUCUUGUUGCAAAUCCCACGAUGAAGUACAAUCAGUCCCUUUAGCAAUAAUUAACCAGAGCAUCAUUGUGCUGUAAGACAGAGGUAUGAUUUUGUUUGCCAUUUAUUGAUAUGUCUCAUAUAAUGUAGGAUAACUGAUCAAUUAAUUGUUCGAAAGAAAUAGAAACCUAGAAACCUUAUUCCCAGUUACUUACUUUGUGGAAUUUCGUUGAACAAUCUGAAGAUAUCACCUCAUGCCAUAAUACAAUAGAGCCCCUAAUGAUGUGUAUUUUGCAUUGUGAUGAUGCUGGAACUGUCAGUGAGCUUGGAAUCAGUUUUUAUUUUCGUGUGACAGAGGAAGUAGAUUAAGAAUCUUGUAUUACAGACAGGGAGGGACUGACAGUGUCUCCUAGUAUCCAGAGUUUACUGCUGAUUGUUUGACACUGUUGUUCAUGAUCAGAACGACUUGCCCAGUUUCUGUUUAAACAUGUCAACGGUGAGCUGCCGAUCAGCACCGUUAGUUGCUGUGUGUUAAAACAUCUGUGAACCGGAGCUGAUCAAACACAACAGCAUGACAAAAGAAGACGAGGUUUCUGGAGGCUGUGUUUGUUUCGUCCUUACAGUUGCUGCUCUGGCAUUGUGAUCAAUAACAGAUGAUGCGAUGGAAGAGUGGAGUCAUAGUGUUCUGUGCAGUUUGAAAGCGUGGAAAUGUUUUGGAAAGUGCCUUAUAAUUACAUAAAAGCCUUAAAAGUUUAAAAGCAAGUGCACAGUCUGACACGGAUCAAGUGAUGUUUGUGGACUGUGUUGCCGUGAAUGACAGUUUUUAUCUGUUUGUCUUUAGAAUAAUGUUGAAAUAAUUGAUUUAAACCCGAGAAUUAAAGUGAUGGGAAAACAUGGAAUGUGAUGAAAGUACUUCACUGAACUAAGGCGUCCUGUACUUAGAUAAUAAACCUGUUUCUACUUUUGAUCAUAUGCACAGUUCAGCUACAUUAUUAGAUGCACACAUGCUUGUCAUGUUAGGUUUUCUGACACUGUCUCAUAAAAUAUAUCGUGUUGACACUGAGGUCAUAGUCAGUCAUGUAACUGUCAACUCUAUUUAUAAAACACAUUUAAAACAAAA